Molecule: messenger RNA, 5046 nt
Organism: Nerophis lumbriciformis (worm pipefish)
Lineage: Eukaryota; Metazoa; Chordata; Actinopteri; Syngnathiformes; Syngnathidae
Source: RefSeq, a predicted model, not a curated record
AUGGGGUGGCGGCGGAGGGGCGGCCGGCACCUCCCGGUGUCAAUGCUGCUUCUGCUGGGCUGCGUUUUCCGCCGGGAUCUCGCGCAGACAGAUGACAGCGGGAAGUCCGUUUACUUCUGGGAAACAGGUCCUUGGGGGAGAUGCAUGGGCAGCGACUGCGGCCCGGGUGGCAGCCAGAGCCGGGCGGUGUGGUGCGCCCACGUGGACGGCUGGACCACGCUUCACACCAACUGUGAUCAGUCGCUGCGCCCGUCCAACCAGAGGAAUUGCUUCCGCGUCUGCGACUGGCACAAGGACUUAUAUGACUGGCGCCUGGGCCCCUGGAACCCGUGCGUGUCCGUCUCCUCCAGGGCCUCGGGGGCCCCGCGGCCUUUCACAUGCAGCGGCGGCGAGGAGGGCAUCCAGACCCGGGAAGUGGGCUGCACGCUCAAAUCGGACGGCUCCCCCGCCGAGGACGCCAUCUGCGAGUACUUUGAACCGCAACCCCGCCUGGAGCAAGCCUGCCUGAUCCCGUGCCCUCAGGACUGCGUGGUUUCCGACUACUCCCCGUGGACGGCCUGCUCCAAAACCUGCGGAACCGGCUUGCGAAACCGCGUCCGUAGCGUCCUGGUCCCGCCGCUUUUUGGCGGAUCCGUCUGCCCCAAUCUUACGGAGUUCCAGUCGUGUAAAGUGGGGCCCUGUGCUGGGCCGGAGGGCAUGUACAGCCUGAGGGUGGGUGCCUGGACACCGUGCAUUCUGCCUCAGACGCGAACGACACGCCAGGCCAAGCGGCGCAAGGGGAAGGGCCAGGGGGACAAAGAUCCCGAAACCAGGGAACUUAUCCAGAAGAAACGCACCAGGAACCGGCUGAACCGGCAGGAGGGUUCCUCUUGGGACGUGCAAGUGGGAUACCAGACGCGAGACGUCACCUGCGUUCACAGGAAUAGCAGUGCCGUGGCACGCAACUUAUGUUCACCGAGGGAAGCGGCUCUGACCAUCCAAACGUGCGUGAUGCCCCGAGACUGCCAGCUGAGCGAAUGGAGUGACUGGUCGACCUGCUCCGAGGCCUGUUCCGACUCAGACUCGCCCGGUGGUCGACGACUGCGGCGCAGACGGGUGCUGCAAAUCCCAACGGGCGAGGGCGCCGAGUGCCCCGUGCUAGAGGAACGGGAGCCCUGCGAGCUGCAGGGUGACGCCGUCGUCCCCUGUGCUGUCUACACCUGGAGGACCACCGAGUGGUCCGACUGCCGGGUGGACUUGCUCUUAGGGCAGCAGGAUCGGCGCCGUGCAAAUCUGACCGGAUUGUGCGGCGGCGGUCUCCAGACCCGAGAGGUCUACUGUGUCCAAGCCAACGCCGAGCUCCUCAAGUACGUCAACAACUUCCAGGAGAAAGACAAAGCAGAUCAGACCCAAAGACAGCAGAAGCCUAGCAUCCCCCCACUCCUCUCUGUCUCCUACCACAUCACAGCGGCACAACCCGUAGAGAACCGUCUAUGUCGGGGCCCCGUUCCUGAGCGGUCUCAGCUCUGCCAGGUGACCUGUCCCGUGGAGUGCCAGGUGUCACCCUGGGGCGCCUGGGGGCCGUGUACCUUCGAGAGUUGCGAUGAACAGUCGGCCAAGAAAGGUUUCAAAUUGAGGCGGCGUCAGAUCAGCAACGAACCAACCGGCGGCCCCGCCAACUGCCCCCACCUGGUGGAGGCGCUGCCUUGCGACCGGCCGGUUUGCUACGACUGGCGACCGGUCGGCCUGGACCGAUGCGAGCCCGCUGAUCGGAAGCCGUGCGGGCCCGGAACGCAGAUGGUUCGGGUUCAAUGCGUUGACAGUAACGGAAAUCCGGCGGACGAGCGUCUAUGCUCGUCACUGACACGUCCGGAUCCGUCCGAAUGUCAGGUGCCUUGCUCAAGGGACUGCGUGUUAAGCGAUUGGACAGUGUGGUCCAGCUGCUCGCAGACGUGCUCCAGCAAGACGGCGGAGGGCAAGCAGCUGAGGACACGAUCCAUUCUGGCCUACAACGCCGGCGAAGGUGGCGCCGUGUGCCCCAACAGCAGCUCCCUGCUGGAGGUUCGCAACUGCAACGAGCACGCCUGCACCGUCUACCACUGGCAGACGGGCCCCUGGGGGCCCUGCACCGAGGACCCCUCCGCCCCCAACGCCACCUCAGCAGGGGCGUCCGCCGGUCUCGCUGGCUGCUCCCAAGGUGUCCAAACCAGGAAGGUCAUGUGUGUGCGUGUCAACGUGGGACAGGUGCCCCCCAAAAAGUGUCCAGACGGUCCGCGUCCCAGCACAGUGCGUCCGUGCCAGCUGCCCUGCAGGAAGGAUUGCAUCAUGACCCCUUUCAGCGAGUGGACGCCGUGCCCUGCCGCCUGUGACGCAGCGGGCAAUGCCGUGAAGAGCAAACAAUACAGGAAGCGUUUGGUCAUCCAGGCGCCUUCCAACGGUGGUCAGGAUUGCCCGGAGGUGCUCGAGGAGGAGAGAGAAUGUCAGCCCCCAGAAACCUGUCCCGGAGUCAGGUGGAAGACUCACAAGUGGAGAAAGUGCCAGCUGGUUCCGUGGUUCCUCAGGCAGGACCGACCCGGCGCUCAGGAGAAUUGCGGGCCGGGACUUCAAACGCGAGCCGUGUCAUGUCGACGGCUGGACGGGACGCAGGUGGAUGUGGGCGAAUGUCUGCAGCUGGCCCGCAGCAUGCCCGCCCUCACCCAGCGCUGCCAGCUGCCCUGCCAGGAUGACUGCCAGCUCACCAACUGGUCCAAGUUCUCGUCCUGUUCCGCUGACUGCGUGGGGGUGCGCACCCGCAAGAGGGCCUUGAUUGGGAGAAGCAAGAAGAAGGACAAGUGCAAGAACACGCAGAUGUACCCCCUGAGCGAGACGCAGUACUGCCCGUGCGACAAGUACAACGCUCAGCCGGUGGGAAACUGGUCCGACUGCAUCCUGCCCGAGGGGGGCCGCGCCGACGGCUCCCUGGGCCUCAAGGUAUCGGCGGUCGACCUCAAGGAGUGCGGCCAGGGCUACCGCUACCAGGCCAUGGUCUGCUACGACCAGGAUGGACGGCUGGUGGAGACGGCCAGAUGCAACAGUCACGGUUACAUUGAGGAGGCGUGCAUCAUCCCGUGUCCGUCCGACUGCAAGCUGAGCGAGUGGUCCAACUGGUCGCGCUGUAGCAAGUCGUGCGGCAGCGGCGUCAAAGUGCGCUCCAAGUGGCUGAGGGAGAAACCCUACAACGGGGGGAGGCCCUGUCCCAAGCUUGACCACGUCAACCAGGCUCAGGUGUAUGAGGUGGUGCCGUGCCGGAGCGACUGCAAUCAGUACGUGUGGGUGGCCGAGCCUUGGAGCGUGUGGAAGGUCAGCAACGUAGACCUGAAGGAGAACUGUGGAGAAGGCGUGCAGACCAGGAAAGUCAGGUGCAUGCUGAACACCAUCGACGGGCCAUCUGAGGCGGUGGAAGACUACUUGUGCGACCCCGAGGAAAUGCCCCUAGGUGCCCGUGAAAGUCGCCUGCCAUGCCCAGAAGACUGCGUCCUCAAUGACUGGGGUCCCUGGAGCCGCUGCAGCCUGCCAUGCACCAAAAGCAACGGUCGCGUACGUGCAGCCUACACGCUACGUUCCCCAAGUGCCGGAAGACUCUGCCCCGACACCACCGAAGAAGAACCCUGUGGCCUCAACCUGAACUGCUUUAACUACUUCUACAACAUUACUGACUGGAGCACCUGUCAGCUGAGUCCAAACGGCGUGUGCGGGCAAGGCAUUAAGACGCGCAUGCUGGACUGCGUCCGCAGCGACGGCAAAUCGGUAGACAUGAAGUUCUGCGAGGAGUUAAACUUGGAGAAAAAAUGGCAAAUGAACAUCUCCUGUGUGGUGGAAUGCCCUGUCAACUGCCAGCUGUCCGAGUGGUCCACAUGGUCCGAGUGCUCGCAGACCUGCGGUCUAGACGGCAAAAUGUGGCGUCAGAGAUCAGUGGUGCAGACCUCGCGGGGCGACGGUCGGCCAUGUUCAUCUGCGUUGGAGCAGUGGAAACCGUGUCCGGUGCGGCCGUGCUACCGAUGGCAGUAUAGCGCCUGGUCCGAGUGCCGCGUGGAGAGUGUGGUGUGUGGUCACGGCACACGCUACCGGAACCUGACCUGCUUCGUAUCGGACGGAGGCGAUCGCGACGAUGGCAGCCAAGUGGACGAGGAACUGUGCGGUGGUCUGGAGUUGUCCGUGGAUGGAGACAAGCGAAUCCGCCUGAAGGAAGCUUGCACACUACCCUGCCCCGGUGAAUGUUACCUGAUGGAGUGGUCCGACUGGAGCUCUUGCGUCAGCAUCUGCGUCAAAGAUGCCGGAGUCGACUUUGGUUCGGUUCGGGUGAGAUCACGAGCUGUGGUGGCCCAGGAGCCGGAGAACCUGCAGCUGUGUCCGGAUCAAGCAUGGGAGUCAGAACCUUGUUCAGGAGGCGAAUGUUUUGAGUACAAGUGGCUGAGCAGCUUUCGACCCAACACGUCACGACCGCUCAUCUGGUGUCAGCGCUCUGACGGACUCAACGUCAGCGGGGGUUGCCUUCCCACCACACCAGUGAUGGACGACAGCGCAUGCGACCCUCCCUGCGUUCCACCGACGUCUUACUGCAGCGAGGUGAGGCAGGAAGCGGGUAUGUGUAUGUGCGAGGAAGGCUAUACGGAGGUCUUGUCGAGCAGUGGGCUCCUGGACCAGUGCGCCCCCAUCCCCAUCUUGGAGAUCCCCACGGGGGGAGACAAGAAAGGGGACGUCAAGACCAGCCGUGCCAUAAACCCAACAUUGACCACCACCACGCAGCCCGGACGCUCGGGACGCACGUGGUACCUGCAGCCUUACGGACCAGACGGCAAAUUGAAGAUUUGGGUGUACGGCGUAGCGGCAGGCGCCUUCGUGCUGCUCAUCUUCAUCGUGUCCAUGAUCUACCUGGCUUGCAGCUACUGCGCCCGGCUGCAUCGCUCCCUGGCCUCCCAGGAGCACGCCGCCAACGGGGGGGUUAUGUGGACGGGUCAGCAGGACCCCAGUGGGACGCUGUAUACCUGCCCCGAUUGUCAGGAGCUUGCUGAAAGCGGCGGCAGCUGA